AUGGCGGAGAAUGAAGAAUUUACCAGACACGUGAUUGACAAAAAUAAAUCCAACAAUAAAACGACGGCUGCAUUGAUCCAGUUUCGAUUUGUUAUCAGUGAGGCUUGGGUGAGCGUCUGCACCUCGAUGACACUGGUGGGUUUUGACUGUAGCCGACUCUUAUCCGUGGAACCACUGAGUUUAGCGCAGCUGCAAUUUGAAAAGUUUGUUACAUUGAUCGAGACUACCGUCGAUAUUGCGUACUGGAAAAAAAGCGGUGUAUACAGGAUCCUUCCCAACAUCGAUGAAAAUCUUCUCGCCAUCUCAGAAAGAAUACAGGGAAUUGAGAAAGAGUGCAAUGUUGUCCUCAAAAAGCUAGAAGCGUUUGCCGAAAAAGUCGAUGCCGGUAGCAACAAAAACUGCGAGGAACUAAGCAAAAAACGCAUCUUCGCACAGCCGGUUUGUGGUCUCUUACCAGAAACAGUGAAGCUCGAGAACACUGAGCAACAUGGCUUCAAUUUCCGUGUCACUUUAAAGGUAAAGUUUCUGUCCUCUUAA
Messenger RNA from Gongylonema pulchrum, 537 nucleotides. The record is from the annotation of a GenBank genome assembly. NCBI's taxonomy places the organism in Eukaryota, Metazoa, Nematoda, Chromadorea, Rhabditida, Gongylonematidae.